UUAGUCUUGUUGUAGGUGCUGGACUCUUGGCAUAGGUUGUGCUGAAUCAUGGGAUAUGAAACAAAGCAUGGCUGGGCGAAACUGACAACUAAUGAAAUAACUUUGUGGGGCAUCAAAAGAAAAGGGAGGGUAGAAUAGAGAGGAUGAGGAUGGUGAUGUGUGUGUUUGGCUGGUGUUUCUUCUGCCCUCCCAGUGCCAGCCAGCCAGCCUAUUGGGAACUGCCUAUGAAUGCGUUCAGGUCAUAGAAAAGUUUUGGCAGAGUUUCCGCCCCUAAGCUUACAGUAUAUAUUGAGCCUGUGAUGCCACCCCACAGCGACUGGCAUCCCGGAGCUGGUAAGUGAACACUGCAUAUUUAAUUUUACAAAACCAUCUUAUUUGCACACACUUUUUGUGCUACAUUAAAUUAUGUACUAUUUAUUUGAAAGUAAUAAUUAUUGCUUACUUCUUAUAUUUAACGUCACGUCUCUACAAAGCUCAUCACACCCAUCCUGGUUCACUAUGGCAACUGAUCACCAGAACCCUGCAACCAAGCAAAAGCUACCGGUGCCCAGUGCAUUCAAGUUGGUAAUCUACGAGCAGGAAAACUUCCAAGGCCGCUGUCAUGAGCUGACUGGGCCCUGUAAUAACCUCCAAGAGGCGGGCAUGGAGAAAGUGGGCUCAAUACUGGUUCUGUGUGGACCGUGGGUGGGAUAUGAGCAGCCCGGCUGUAAAGGGGAACAGUAUGUGUUCGAGAAGGGUGAGUAUCCUCGCUGGGAUGCCUGGACCAAUAGCAGACGCAGUGACUGCAUCUUCGCCUUCCGCCCCAUUAAAGUGGACAGCCAGGAACACAAGAUCAUGCUGUAUGAGAACCCAAGCUUCGCUGGGAAGAAGAUUGAGAUCAUAGAUGACGAUGUCCCCAGCUUCCAUGCCCAUGGAUACCAUGAGAAAGUCUCAUCAGUUCGUGUGCAGAGUGGCACCUGGGUGGGUUAUCAGUACCCAGGAUACAGAGGCUAUCAGUACUUGUUCGAGAAAGGAGAGUAUAAGGAGUGUUCUGAGUUCGGGGCUGUGCUGCCUCAGAUUCAAUCCGUGAGGCGCAUUCGUGACAUGCAAUGGCACCAGAGAGGGGCUUUCCACGCCUCUAACUAAUCCACCAGCACAUCUCUUCACCCUUCAGCUUCUGACACUCUUACCCUACUCUUCAUCCCUGAAUGCUGAUCUUUCAUGCCUCUUUA
This is a messenger RNA of Paramisgurnus dabryanus, 1211 nucleotides long. NCBI's taxonomy places the organism in Eukaryota, Metazoa, Chordata, Actinopteri, Cypriniformes, Cobitidae. The record is from RefSeq and is a predicted model, not a curated record.